AUGUAUAAGUGGCCUGCAAACAAGAACGACAACUUGGAUUUUGAAGAAGUCAAUAAGGAAAAACGAAAAGCAGCAUUCAAGGUAACUGUAUCAACCAAUUAUGUCAUAGAUAUUAUUGAUAAGUAUAGCUCACAUACAACGGCUGUUCGUGUACUGGCUUGGUUGUUUCAUUGGUAUCAUCAUUAUAAGAAGAAGUUCAACCGCAAUGUCUUUACAGAAGUCCUUACUCAUGAAGAAUUAGACCACGCCUUCCGAUUCAUCAUUUCAAAUAUACAAGCUCAGUACUUUGCUGAAGAUAUUUAUUUAUUGAAUCGAGGAUCUAUAACAAAAAGUUCAUUGAAAUACAUCAACCCAUUUAUUAAAGAUACCGGUGGGUAUAAGCUGAUAAAGAACUAUCAUGCUGGACCUAAGGCACUAGUGGCACUCAUUCGUUUAGAGUUUUGGAUUAUAAACGCCAGAGAGGUUGCUCGAAGAGUAGUCAGACAAUGUGUUCACUGCGUGCAUUAUAAGCCAAAACUAUUGCAACAGAUGAUGGGCAAUUUACCGGUAGAACGUCUCACACCGUCACGGCCGUUUGCGCGCUGUGGUAUAGAUUUUUGUGGACCAUUCAACACGUAUUUACGUAUAAGAGGGAAGCCUCCAUACAAAACUUAUAUCGCCAUUUUUAUUUGUAUGGCAACAAAAGCAGUACACAUCGAAGUUGUAUCAUGUUUGUCAACAGACGCGUUCAUUGCAGCAUUAAAAAGAAUGAUUGGCAGGAGAGGCUUACCAAGUGAUAUAUUUUGCGAUAACGCAACCAAUUUUGUUGGGGCUUCAAAUCAAUUGACAGAACUAAAGUCAUUCUUGUUUAAUAAAAUAAACCAAUCGUCUAUCAUUCAGUACUGCGCGUCUGAAUUCAUUAAUUUUCACUUUAUUCCGCCCAAAACACCUCAUUUUGGCGGUCUUUGGGAGGCUGCAGUUAAAUCCGCAAAAGGGCACUUAUAUAGAAGUUUGAUGACUACUAAGUUAACAUUUGAGGAGCUGUCAACAGUAACAACCGAGAUAGAAGCUAUUCUCAACUCUCGACCAUUGACACCACUUUCGCCGGAUCCUAGCGACUACGAAGCAUUGACUCCUGCCCAUUUUUUGAUUGGGUGCUCUCUAAAGGCGUUACCGGAGCGGACGGAAUUUGCUAAUACUAACAUGCUCGACAAGUGGUCCCUCAUCAUCGGUUUGAAACAAUCAUUUUGGAAGCGGUGGUCUCAUGAAUACAUAAAUGAGCUACAGAUGCGCACAAAAUGGACCUGUGAAAUACCAAAUAUCAUGCCCAAUGCAAUGGUGUUAAUUCAUGAAGACAAUGUGCCUCCACUACAUUGGCAACUCGGAAGAGUUCUGAAGGUCAUACCAGGCAAGGACGAGCAUGUCAGAGUAGUUGACGUACGUACCUCAAAGGGCAUCAUUCGCAGACCUAUCCACAAACUAGCCAUUUUACCUAUUGAAAGUCCUUUCAAGGAGGCCGGGAUGUUGGGUAACAACACAAAAUAA
This is a messenger RNA of Teleopsis dalmanni, 1524 nucleotides long. RefSeq lists its product as uncharacterized. The coding region runs from base 1 to 1524 and encodes 507 amino acids. Gene Ontology annotation, molecular function: nucleic acid binding. Gene Ontology annotation, biological process: DNA integration. NCBI's taxonomy places the organism in Eukaryota, Metazoa, Arthropoda, Insecta, Diptera, Diopsidae. The transcript is spliced from 2 exons. The record is from RefSeq and is a predicted model, not a curated record.